Echinops telfairi (small Madagascar hedgehog) is the source of this 2170-nucleotide messenger RNA. RefSeq names its product WASP family member 3 (gene WASF3). Bases 94 to 1563 code for a protein of 489 amino acids. The transcript is spliced from 9 exons. Gene Ontology annotation, molecular function: actin binding; protein kinase A regulatory subunit binding; Arp2/3 complex binding. The record is from RefSeq and is a predicted model, not a curated record. Gene Ontology annotation, biological process: positive regulation of Arp2/3 complex-mediated actin nucleation; actin cytoskeleton organization. Lineage: Eukaryota; Metazoa; Chordata; Mammalia; Afrosoricida; Tenrecidae. Gene Ontology annotation, cellular component: cytoskeleton.
GCUUUAAGUAUGGCAGCCGUGACUGUGAGAAUGACGAUGCUGGUCAGGAAGAGCCCUUUCAGCCCCUGAGCCAGCGAGACACGGUCAGGAGCCAUGCCUCUGGUGAAGAGGAGCAUCGAGCCGCGGCACCUGUGCCGCGGCGCUCUGCCGGAAGGGGUCCCCAGCGAGCUGGAGUGCGUCACCAACAGUACCCUCGCGGCCAUCAUCCGCCAGCUCAGCAGCCUGAGCAAGCAUGCAGAAGACAUAUUCGGCGAGCUGUUUAGCGAGGCCAACAGCUUCUACGUCCGAGCCAACUCCCUUCAGGACAGGAUCGACCGCCUGGCCGUCAAAGUGACCCAGCUGGACUCGACCGUGGAAGAAGUGUCCCUGCAGGACAUCAACAUGAAGAAAGCCUUCAAGAGCUCCACUGUCCAGGACCAGCAGGUGGUGUCCAAGAGCAGUGUGCCCAACCCGGUGGCCGACAUCUACAACCAGAGCGACCCGCCACCCCCGCUCAACAGCCUGACGCCAUACAGAGAUGACAAGAAGGAUGGGCUCAAGUUCUACACGGACCCCUCCUACUUCUUUGACCUGUGGAAGGAGAAGAUGCUGCAGGACACGGAGGACAAGCGCAAGGAGAAGAGGCGACAGAAGGAGCAAAAGCGUGUCGACGGUACCACCCGCGAGGUGAAAAAGGUUAGAAAAGCCCGGAACAGACGCCAGGAGUGGAACAUGAUGGCGUAUGACAAAGAGCUGAGGCCCGACCACAGGCUGUCUCAGAGCGGGGGCCACGGCGCCUCAUCCGAGGGGUCCCUGUCCCCAGACACUAGAUCCCACGCCUCCGACGUGACCGACUACUCGUACCCGGCCACCCCCAACCACUCCAUGCACGCGCAGCCGGCCACGCCUGCCUACGCGGCGGGCGACGGGACCCAGCACUGGGCGGCCCCCGACCACGAGUGCCGGCCGCCCUCUGCCUCCGCCAGGCACGUGGCGCUCAACAGACCGCAGCAGCCACCGCCGCCGCCCCCACCGCAGGCCGCAGACGGCCCCCAGGCCGUGGCCCCCGCGGACUACGGGCUGCUCCCGGCCCAGAUGAUGGAGUACUACAGCCCUUCGGGCCCACCGCCGCCUCCCCCGCCUCCGAUGAUCCCUUCUGCACAAACUGCCUUCGUCAGCCCCCUGCAGGUCCCCGCGCCGGCCUCCUGCCCCGCCCCUCCACACCCGCCGCCUGCGGGGCUCCUCGCCACCGCCCCGCCCCCACCAGGACCCCCACCGCCCCCACCAGGCCCUCCCGGGGCCGGCGCCUCGCUCUCGCCCUCCCCAAUGCACGGCCCCCAGGGAGCCGCUGAGACCAAGCGUCCCGAAGCCACCCAACCACCCAUCAGCGACGCCCGCAGCGACCUCCUGGCCGCCAUCCGAAUGGGGAUCCAGCUGAAGAAGGUGCAGGAGCAGCAGGAGCAGGAGGCCAAGCGGGAGCCCGUGGGGGACGACGUGGCCACCAUCCUGUCCAGACGCAUCGCCGUGGAGUACAGCGACUCCGACGACGAUUCGGAGUUUGACGACAACGACUGGUCAGACUGAGGCCGGCGGGCCCUCCCCGGGCCACCGGGCAGGGUGGCGAGCUGAGCCCAGGCCCGAGGCUCCCACCCCCACUCCACCCACCCCCGCUCUCCAGUAGUGGUGUCAGCACCCCCUUAGCUUAGCGACUUUUGUUCUCAUGACAUGGUACUGCUUUUGCACAGCCCCUGGCACAUCCCGUGCCAUCCUGAGCGUCACUGGCAGAGGCGAGUGUCAGUGCCCUGCAGCCAUGCCCCACCCUGUGCCCGCCCGCUGGGGUCUAGCGGACUCCACUUCCUCCCGGGGCCUCCAGAGGCACGGCCGUGUGCCUGUGAGCAGCCAUCCCCCAAUCCUUUCUCUCGAUCAUUCUUUUCCCUUCCGUGUGUUUCAAAGAAAAGCUAGUGAGAGAGAGAGGGUGAGGUAGUGUGCGAGGAACAUGGAAGGGUCUCCCUCUCCUGUUCUUGCCCAAGUACAGCCCCCAGGUGAUGCCAGCGUCCCUCCCACCAGCCCAGUCCCUCUGUGAGCGCUUGUGAACUGUGAGAGAGCCCGUGGGACGCGCCCUUCCCUCUGCCGGCCCCACCCCACCCCCAGCAGCUCAGUCGUGAUUGUGGCAGGGAGAAGGGCCUCUUGU